Molecule: messenger RNA, 708 nt
Organism: Baudoinia panamericana UAMH 10762
Lineage: Eukaryota; Fungi; Ascomycota; Dothideomycetes; Mycosphaerellales; Teratosphaeriaceae
Exons: 7
Coding region: 1-708 (235 amino acids)
Biological process (GO): RNA metabolic process
Cellular component (GO): cytoplasm; nucleus
Molecular function (GO): RNA binding; sequence-specific DNA binding; single-stranded DNA binding
Source: RefSeq, a predicted model, not a curated record
AUGACUGCAAAUGAAAACAGCAUGAUUCCGCCCGGAGUUUUCGAGAGUCUGCAGCGCAAGAUCGACGACGACAGCGCUGUGAAAGAUGCUCUGAGAGAGAUUGUUCAAGAGCUCGAGAAGCAAGAUCGGUCCACGCAAGCAACGUUGUCACGAGCGCACUCAACAACGUCCGCAGACUUACCUCGCGUUGUGUCAAGCGCCCAGGCCAACAUCGAGCAAGAGGUACAGACUAUCCACAAGCUGUCGGAGGUGGCAUCUAAACACCCCUAUUACAAGUACAACUACGCCUGGACACGACAUGUUCAAGAUGUGUGCUACUCAAUCUUGCUGUGCGGUUGGCUGGGUGGUUUCGGGAAGUCUGAAGUGGGUCAACUGCUCUCUAUGGAGGAUGUGGGCGGCAUAAUGGGCGUGCCGGUGAACGUCAAAGACCGCGACGUCUUCCACCUGACCAUCGAAGAAUACUUACUGGCUCUCACCUCGCUGCUGGACGAGCUGGCCCGCCUUGCGCGCAACUCAGUAACGCUAGGCGACUACCGCCGCCCGCUGCAGAUCGCGCAGUUCACUAAGGAUGUCCAUGCAGGGUUCCAAGUGCUCAACCUGAAGAACGAUGCGCUCAGGAAGCGCAGUGAUGGCAUCAAGUACCGUGUCAAGGAGGUGGAGGAUGUGGUCUACGACCUGAGCUUGCGCGGCCUGUUGCCGAAAGAGUAA